Molecule: messenger RNA, 253 nt
Organism: Mycotypha africana
Lineage: Eukaryota; Fungi; Mucoromycota; Mucoromycetes; Mucorales; Mycotyphaceae
Exons: 2
Source: RefSeq, a predicted model, not a curated record
CAUGACCAUUCAUAAUCACACCUUGACUUUGCAAGAUUUUUCUCAUGACGAAGUACAAGACAAUUUCAGACCCGCUUUCCUUGAUCCAGGGCGAAGAUCUGAAUAUUAUCAUAUGACCAGAAGUACCAGACACGCUGCAAAGCUGGAAAAGAAGAAAGCAGGCACAAUUAAAAUGAUCGAAAGUGGCAUACCAACCGCCAAAAACUUCUAUCAUCAAACAACAUGACCAUCAUGUACAAUAUAUAUUGCAGCA